This is a messenger RNA of Formica exsecta, 1851 nucleotides long. RefSeq lists its product as uncharacterized. The record is from RefSeq and is a predicted model, not a curated record. The transcript is spliced from 3 exons. Bases 291 to 881 code for a protein of 196 amino acids. NCBI's taxonomy places the organism in Eukaryota, Metazoa, Arthropoda, Insecta, Hymenoptera, Formicidae.
CUUAAAUCAUUUCAAUAAGAUGAAAAAUAUCAUAGCUUGCGAAAACAAGCGCUCCGCAUAUAAGCUUUAUCUAAAAUUCUGCCCACCUCGACGAUCGGUCGAGCUUGCGCAGUUUCUAUCCUAAUAUGGAUUCCCCGAGUAAUGCAUGUCUCAUGCUAAGGGUGCAGCAAUUUUAACGGAAUUUCGCGUCCGAGAGUACUCGCGAACGAUCGUUCGCCCUGUCAUUACAACGAUAGUCUCCGAUUUGCGGCUGGGUAUAACCCGUUGUCAUAUAGCUAGAACUUAGUAUAAUGUCUGAGGACUAUCAGCUUGCUUGUGCGAGGGCAGAAUUAUUGGGUUUGUCGAAGCCCAGCGAGGAGGAGUGGAAACAGACACAGGCGGAGGCGGCGCAGAACGAAAAUCGUUGCGACGAUGACGACGACAGUGCAUUACAGGAUUUGGAUUACGCGGACGAGAAGACCAGACGCGUCGGCGGUGGGCUGGACGAGCUGAACAGCAUUUUGAGUAACACGCAGAAGAAGCUCAAUAGAUUCAAGACAGUUUGCGGCAGUCUGGGAUCGUUGCUCAAAGUGAAGGUGGGCUCUCGCAGUGGUACGCCGCAUCACAAGCCCGAGGAGCCGACUCCCGAUGGCAAUCAGGAGGUCCAAAAGGAGCCAGGACCUGCAGCAGAUGAGGUGAUGAUGGUGGAAACGUCGGAUGAUAUUACCGCGGAUGCUGUGAAUAAUCCUGCGAAUAGCGGCGUCCAUCCGAAACAAAUUGAUCUCGAUCGGAAAAUGGUGUCUCAUCUGGAUAAGCUGGAUAUUCUGGUUACGAAGGCUGAAAAUGCACAAUAUAGUAUGCAACAUCAGACGAAGCAAAUGCGGAAGUUCCUGAAGAAGUAAUCGGAGCUUCCGAAAAAUCGCCACUGUGCAUCGAUUUACAAUUAACGAAAUAAAUUAUACUAAUUAACGGAUCUCGGCUGGACGAUAAAUUCGUAUAAGAUAUGAUUAUUAAUUAAAUUCUAAUUCGUAUCUUCCAUUUUAAAUAUAUAAAAAAUUCGUAUAAAAAUAUAUUUUACAAAUGUGUUAUUUGUGUAAGUAUAACCAAGAAAUUUUCCAAAAAUUUCAUGGCAUAAGUUUUACAGUUUUGUAGGGAAGGCUGCGUAAUCCUAUAAGAAAAGAUAAUAAGCAGUAAGCGUCCAGCAUAUAUACGUAAGGAUUCGAUAGAUUUACGAUUGUUAAAUUGCGUGUAUAAAGUUCAAUUGUUGCAUCAUAUAUUGAUAUUUUUCUCGUGAUAUAUUUUUGAUCUUGUAAUUGUUAUUGAUUCUUUCAUAUAUUGCGCGACGUUCUCUUUGUCGCUGAAAGCCCAAUAUAUUGUUACGAUAAUACAUAUAUUAUGAAAUGUAUAUACACGAAUAUUGUUGACAAAUUUAGCAUUGUUAUGUAGACACGAAUGUAUUUCUGGCAAUCAAGGCUUUGCGCUUACAUCUUUGACAAUAUCGACAUAUCAGAUGUGAAAAAUGCAUGUUGGCGAACCGAAUGAGCCGGUGAUAAACUUUCCUACUAUGCAAAUAAUGUGAUAUUGUUUUACAUCGAUUUAGAGAUAUUAUAAUCUUCUAGCAACCGUAUAUAUAUAUAUUUUAUCAUCAAAUAUAUAUAGUUUACGCUCUAUUUUUCUAGAUCUAAGUUCUAAUGCCGCGUAAUAAUAAGUGAACAGCGGAUACAUUUUAUUAUCGAAUAGUUUUGUCUUAUUCUGUUUGUGUUUUUAAGUUUUUAGCGACAUAUAAUAUACAUAUAUAUAUUUAUGUUUAUAUAUAUAUAUAUAUAUAUAUAUAUAUAUAUAUAUAUAUAUAUAUAUAUAUAUAUAUAUAUA